AUGAGUCCUCGCAAGCACAGCAGGCCCCUGAGAAUAGCCUUCUGCCACCCAGAUCUGGGGCUCGGAGGGGCUGAGAGGCUGAUCGUCGAUGCGGCGCAAGAGCUGGCCGCCAGAGGGCACAAGGUAGAGAUCAGUACUGCCUACUACGACCCAGCCCGCAGCUUCGAGGAGACCAGGUCUGGCGCAUUUGCCAUCAAGGUCAGGGGCGGCUGGUUUCCCAGGAGCCUGGGCGGCCGCGCCAUUGCGUUGUGCGCCUACAUAAGAGCGGCCUCCCGGCCAGACGUCGUGAUCGUGGACCAGGUGUCCGUGGCGAUCCCUCUCCUGUGCUGGCUCCUGCGCCGCCCCGUCCUUUUCUACUGCCACUUCCCCGAUCUGCUCCUGGCCGCUCCAACCACCCGUCUGCACCGCUUCUAUCGGGCCCCCCUGGACUGGCUGGAGCAGGCGACCACAGGCACUGCCGACCUGGUCGUGGUGAACAGCAGAUUCACCCAAGGCAUCUUUGCGCGCACCUUCAGGCGGCUGCACGGGCGAGGCCUCGUCCCCGACGUGCUCUACCCCGCGGUGGUGGUACCAUCUGAUGCGCAGCUGGCGGCGGCGCGGGCGGGGUGCAAGCGGACGCUGCCCCCCGACCUGGCCCGCUUCAUCGAGUCCAGGGACGCUGUCUUCCUGUCCAUCAACCGCUUCGAGCGAAAAAAGAACGUGGGCCUGGCCAUCCGCGCCCUGGCGGCGGCUCAGGCCCAGGCUUCGCAUCAAGGAGCUUCGGCUGCGAAUCCCUUGCUGGGUUUGGUUAUCGCGGGAGGCCACGACGCGCGGCUGCGGGAGAACGUGGAGCACCUGGCGGAGCUGCGGGCGCUGGCGGCGGAGCUGGGUGUGGCAGGGGCCGUGGCAUUCCUCCCCUCCUUCACCGACGCGCAGCGCGCGGCGCUGCUGGCCUCCGCGCGCGCGGUGCUCUACACCCCCACUGACGAGCACCUGGGCAUCCGCCUGGAAGGCCUGGUGGCCCGGCUGGCCGCCCACGAGGGCGCAGCGAGCGGGGGCGGGGGGCGGUGGCGCCAAGACGCAGUGACAUGGGACAUGCUGCCGCGCGAGGCGCGCGAUCAGGAACAUCGACCAGCAGAGUGA
Molecule: messenger RNA, 1122 nt
Organism: Auxenochlorella protothecoides
Lineage: Eukaryota; Viridiplantae; Chlorophyta; Trebouxiophyceae; Chlorellales; Chlorellaceae
Product: Alpha-1,3/1,6-mannosyltransferase ALG2
Exons: 7
Coding region: 1-1122 (373 amino acids)
Molecular function (GO): alpha-1,3-mannosyltransferase activity; GDP-Man:Man(1)GlcNAc(2)-PP-Dol alpha-1,3-mannosyltransferase activity
Source: RefSeq, a predicted model, not a curated record